Molecule: messenger RNA, 426 nt
Organism: Aphidius gifuensis
Lineage: Eukaryota; Metazoa; Arthropoda; Insecta; Hymenoptera; Braconidae
Exons: 2
Coding region: 1-426 (141 amino acids)
Molecular function (GO): nucleic acid binding
Source: RefSeq, a predicted model, not a curated record
AUGAGUGAAAUUAAAGAAGAUGUUGUACGAGAGUUGCACACUCAAGCAUGCAAAAAUUUUCUGAGACGUAAAGUUGACAUUCGUGACAAGGACGAAUGUUGGCAGGCUGAUCUUGUCGAUAUGAUUGAGCAUGCACAAGUAAAUUCUGGCUGGGCAAUUGGUCUCAAAAGUAAAACAGGAAAAGAAGUCUCUGCUGCAAUGGAAAAAAUAUUUAAACAAGGACGAGUUUGCAAAAAUCUUCAUGUUGAUCAAGGAACAGAGUUUUAUAAUGCAAUUUUCGAAAAAAUGUUAAAAAAAUACAAUGUCCAUUCGUAUUCAACAUAUACACAUUCAAAAGCAUCAAUCAUUGAACGAUUUAAUAAAACAAUUAAGAAUAAAAUAUGGUUUCAAUUCAGUUUACAAGGUAGCUUGGAUAAAAAUGGAUAG